CUCUGCGUUCAGGCGGCGUCGCGAUCGCGGAAAACAGCUGUUGGUUUCUAACACAGUGAUCAUAAGCAACGUAUUUUGUUUUUGUGCGUGUCUUCAUUACUUAAAUCGAGAGUUUUGUGCAAAUAUGCCGAAGUCGGGUGCAGAAAGGACAAAAACGUGGUGGGAGAAAAAACGGGCGAGUGAAGGAAUUGAUCAGAAUAGAAAACGGAAAAAAAGUAGAACUGAAAUUGAACGAGAUAGCAGGGAACGGAGGCAAACACGUGCUAACCUCUUACGUGACAGUGUGGACGAUAGUGUAAAUAAUCCAGAGAAUGAACUAUUAGCAACGACUUCGACUCAUCCUCCUCCUGAUUGUGAUGUAUAUAGUGGUGAUCGAUUACAAUAUUCAGACUUUAAUAAGUCUAAAACUGCACAUAAGAACUUUCACCGUGAUUUUAUAAAUAAUCCAUUCGGUUUUACGUGUUGUAAUUCAGAAGUAAUAAUGAGCUGGCAUGCACCAGCUGUCGCCAGGCUUUGAGGAGAGACAAAAUUCCAACAUUGUCGAAAUUGAAUGGCUUUGUAUAUCCCCCGAUCCCUGCACAUCUUCCGAAGUUAGAUUUAGUGUCCGAGAGACUCAUUCCUCCUAGAAUUCCAUUUAUGCAAAUUCGCAGAUUGCGUCAUGCGCAUGGACAAUUCGGAAUCGGAAAUUUGGAGUCAAGAGUCUUCAUUACCUAUUUUAGUUACCACAAACCUAUCAUUUCGUUCAUGAAGAGUCUACCAGAGGAUGAAGGUGAAGCUGAUUGAGAUUUAAUUCAUCAUAUUCAUACUAAUAUUAUUGUAUCUUGAAAAAAGUAUAAUUAUUAUGAUGAAUAAAUUAAUA
This is a messenger RNA of Diachasmimorpha longicaudata, 859 nucleotides long. RefSeq lists its product as uncharacterized. The record is from RefSeq and is a predicted model, not a curated record. The coding region runs from base 125 to 517 and encodes 130 amino acids. The transcript has 2 exons. Lineage: Eukaryota; Metazoa; Arthropoda; Insecta; Hymenoptera; Braconidae.